AUGGCAGAACAUAAUACCUUCCAGGAGGCUAAUGCCACCAAGACUGAGAUGAAUGUCAAUAUUGAGGGCCAGCAAGAGGAGGAGCCGGUCAGUUACGGCCCAGAUGGAGAGAAAAAUCCUGAAGCUGUUCCAGAUGAGAAUGCACAGGAUGGUGUGAGAAUAGCGGAAGCAAUGACUCUGUCGUGGUCGAAGUCUUCUCUGAUCAUCGUCUACAUUUGUAUGUGGUUGCUUUACUUCAGCAAUGCCUUUGAGGCAUCACUUUCGUAUAACCUGGAUCCCUUCGUGUCCAGCGCGUUCCAGGAUCACUCGCUACUUCCAAUUAUCUCUGUCGUGGCCAACGUGAUGGCUGGUGCCACUUACCUGCCGGUUGCCAAGAUUCUGAACUUGUGGGACCGAACUGUCGGCUUCGUUCUGAUGAUGGCUAUUGCUACCCUGGGCAUGGUCCUCAUGGCAGCUUGCAACAGCUUCGAGCUUUACGCUGCUGCAAACAUUUUCUACUCGGUUGGUUUUACGGGCAUGAUUUUCUGUAUUGACGUGGUCACCGCCGAUACUUCUUCCCUGCGCAACCGUGGUCUUGCUUUUGCCUUGACUUCUUCGCCUUAUAUUAUUACCGCAUUCGGUGGCCCCAAGGCAGCAGAGUCCGUAUAUGCCAUUAACUGGCGCUGGGGAUAUGGUGCUUGGGCCAUUGUUCUUCCCUUCGUUGCUAGUCCCAUGAUUGUCAUGAUGCAGCUUGGUAAGAGAAAGGCAAAGAAAAACGGACUGGUCCUCAAAAAGCCUAGCGGCCGUACUUGGACCGAAAGUCUCGUUCACUACUUGAUCGAAUUUGACAUCGUCGGAGUCUUCCUUUUGUGCGCUGGAUUCGUCCUCUUCCUGCUGCCGUUCACUCUCGCCGCUUCAUCUGCCGAGGCUUGGAGGUCCGCCCACAUUAUUGCCAUGCUGGUCGUGGGCUUUGUUCUCAUCGUCGCUUUCGGCUUCUGGGAAAAAUUCGGUGCCCGCCACCCCUUCGUUCCAUGGCACCUCCUGAAGAACCGUACUGUGAUCGGUGCUUGCUUGUUGGAUGCCAGCUACCAGAUUGCCUACUACUGCUGGAACUACUACUUCACCUCUUACCUGCAGGUUGUCUACAACACCUCGCUUGCAUCCGCCGGUUACAUCGCGAGCAUCUUCGAUAUCAUCUCCGGCGUUGAGCUCUUUGCCGUUGGUCUCCUAAUCAGCUACACCGGACAUUUCAAGUGGGUGCUUAUGUGGGGUGUUCCGCUGUACAUGCUUGGUGUUGGCUUGAUGAUCUACUUCAGAAACCCUGGCUUUGAUUUGGGUUAUAUCAUCAUGUGUCAGGUUUUCAUUGCCCUGGGUGGUGGUGUUAUCAUCAUUGGUCAGCAGGUUGCUGUUAUGGCUGCUGCUGACCAUGAUGAUGUGGCUGCGCUUUUAGCCCUGCUGGGUCUGUUUGGAACUAUUGGUGGCUCUAUCGGUGGAAGUAUCUCGGGUGCUAUCUGGACCAACACUCUGCCGGGUAUGCUACAGUCUAUGCUUCCCGACGACACAGUUGGCCAAUGGCAGGAGAUCUAUGAUGACCUUGCGGUACAGCUGAGCUACCCCAUGGGCUCCCCCACCAGACUGGCCCUUCAGUACGCCUAUGCGGCUACCCAGAAGCGAAUGCUGAUUGCUGGUACUGCCGUCAUGGCCCUGAGUCUUGGCUUCAUGAUGAUGAUCCGUGACAUUAAUGUCAAGAAAAUCCAGCAGACUAAGGGCUUGGUUUUCUAA
Penicillium atrosanguineum is the source of this 1761-nucleotide messenger RNA. RefSeq lists its product as uncharacterized. Bases 1 to 1761 code for a protein of 586 amino acids. The record is from RefSeq and is a predicted model, not a curated record. The transcript is spliced from 4 exons. Gene Ontology annotation, molecular function: transmembrane transporter activity. Gene Ontology annotation, biological process: transmembrane transport. Lineage: Eukaryota; Fungi; Ascomycota; Eurotiomycetes; Eurotiales; Aspergillaceae.